Brugia pahangi is the source of this 5172-nucleotide messenger RNA. Lineage: Eukaryota; Metazoa; Nematoda; Chromadorea; Rhabditida; Onchocercidae. The record is from the annotation of a GenBank genome assembly.
AUGGUUCAAAGUUUGGAAGAUUUAAUAAUAGCGAUGUUUGAUUGUGCGGUGACACUGAGUAGUGGAGAAGAACCUCGGGAAAAUGUUGCAGACUCGCUGAGCAAAAUUGGAAUUGAGCAAUCUACGAUUUUUCUUUCUGCUGCAUAUACUUUCUUGAUGCAACAUAGUAAGCUCACGGGGCAGAAUCGAGCUUUUGUAUUAUCAACAGUAAAUCGAGUUCUUGAGCACAAUCAAGCACCAGAAGAUUUAGAUGAGCAGCAAGCGUUACUGAUAAUAAAUCUUGCCACACAAGAAAUGACGCUUUCUAAGGAAAGUGACGAUUGGCCACAAGCUGCUUGCAAUGUUUUGGUUACUCUGGCAAAGCGAAGUCAAUUCGUUGGGCACGUAAUGGAGGCAUUACUUCAGAAAUUCCCACCAGGCCAAACUUCUUCGCCUCAUCGAUACAUCAUUUUGACAUUAGCAAAUGUUGCUGAGCAUAAUGCAAUUGGAUUUGUGCCAUUUCUGACGGAUAUUCUAUCACGUGUGAUUUCGGUUUUACCUCACAUAAAAACGGAUAUCUACCGAUACGCUUGGGCACAUGCUUUGCGGUCAUUUUGUGAAUCAGUUCGUGAAUAUAUUUCUGCUUCAACUGUUACAAAAACUGAAUGUGACGUUAACGGUUGCAAUGGUGAUUAUGCUAAAAAUGAGCGGACAACUAGAAGUCAAACUUGUGGUGAGCCAAAAAUUGUACAGAAAAAUUAUGUUGAUCAAAUGGAACUGGCUUAUGAACCAGUAUUUAGUUGGUUAAGUGCUAAAGACGUUAAGGUUCGAGCGGAAGCUGCUAAUUGCAUAGGAGAAUUAUGCCUUAUGAUUUCGCCAAAACGUUUAGUAGAUGAAAUGAGAAGGCUAAUACCAAUAUUAUUGAACCUACAUCGAAAGAUUAAUACUGAUCAGCAUCUUGUAACACAGGGUUUGUGUCGUUUUCUGGAAUCGGCAUGCGCUGAUGAAAACUGUCCGUUAGAUGCAUAUUUGGAAGAUAUUUUGAAUGCGUUAUUCCCGUUGGUAUAUUCUGUUGCUGAGCAAACUGUCGCUUCAAACAUUUCAAUGCGUAAUCAAAGCGAAGCAUUUCGUUGCUUUCAUGUUGCUGCAACACGUUUUGCCGAUAAAAUAGUGUAUUAUUUAUUGCAUAAAAUGCAAAAUGUACAAGAUAGUUCAAAAUUGGGUGCUAUCAAUGUUCUAAGGCAUCUUCUCAAUUCAGCUGGACCAUAUGUGGAAGACAAACGUUCAUUGGUAAUUCUUGGUUUAAAACCAAUGUUACUUGCUGGUAGUGAAGGACUGUUAACUAUUCGAGUCAAAAAGGCAAUGUGCCAAUUAUGUGUGGCAUUAGCUGAUCAUGAAUAUAUAGAUGUGGAAGGUGGUAAUAAUGUAAUUAUAUUCUUGGUGAAAAAUCUUAUUGUUCAAGAGGGUGAAACGGCAAAGAAAGCAUUCUUCUCGUCAGAAAUAGAUGCAGCAGAUAGUGCAGCACAUUUGCGUGCACAGUGUGGACAAGCUUUGCAAACAAUAGCAAAAACAUCUUCAACUGCGCAUAGUUUGCUUUGGCCAUAUCUAUUCGAAUUCAUUUGUGCCCAAGAAUAUAAUAUAGCAUUGACGGAUAUCUUCAAAUGUAUUAGGAUUCUUGCUGAACGGACAAUGAAAGCAGAAGAAAAAUUGGAUUUCGAGAAAGGUUUUGAUAGCCCGCAUGUUGCCGGGAAUCUUCAAGUAUUUUCACGACUUAUAACGUGUACGAAUAAUGCACCACUUAAUUUGUUACUUUCAAAACGAGCAACAGAAGCUUUACGAUUAUUAAGUGUUCUGACACCAUGGUUUCAUAAUUCAUUGCGUAAUGUUUUACCAAAGCGUUGCGGUGAACUGCUUGUUACAUUAAAAAGUUUAUCACCACCGCUGAAUAGUACAAUGGAAGGUGGUAAUAGCGCAGUUUGCGAGCUUCGUCUUGCACGUAUUGCACGAUGGCAUGCACAUAUACUUGAUUUAUUAGAUCUUUGUGUGAGAAAUGUGAACGAUGGUGAAUGGCGAUGUGCAUUUGCAGCUGCUAUGGGAAAACAAUUCAAUUUGUAUAGUGAUGCACCUGAAGAAAAAGCAUUUCUAAUGCGUUGUCUCGGUGGUGCUUUGGCAUUGUCAACAAAUACCAGUUUUGUUGUUGAUCAUCUGAUUUUGCUAUUCCGUUCAACAGUGCAUGGACAACAAGCUGAACGCACAGGUUGCGCUCAAGCGAUUGGUUACUGUGCAACUACACAUACCGAUUUGGUGCUUACAGAAUUGGAAAAUAUUGCCAAGUGGGAGAAUUUAAAAAAAAGUUCCGGAUUAUUUGGAUUUAUUAAGGAUGCUAUGCCGUACAAACAAUACAGUGAUCAAGAAAUGGUUAAUUUGCGUGCUACCAUUAUGCUUAGCUACGGUUACGUAGUUUAUUAUUGUCCAACAGAUGUAGUCACACAAAGACUGGAGCAAACUGUACUUGUAUUUUUACGACGAUAUUUGGAAAAUCCAAAGCAAGAAGUAGUUGUUAGAGAAGCGUUAUUGGAAACGAUAUAUUUGAUUGCGGUUUCGGUGAGUUCGACUCAUCUCAUAACCGAAUAUCAUUUGGAAUGUCGUACAGAGCUAUUGAAUCAUAUUAAAGACUACAUUGAGUCUGAAUCACCAGAAACUUUAUCGAAUUCAAUAACGUUACUUGCGGGUAAAGCAGUUGCUGCUUUGGUCUCGUUGGAACCAGCUAUAUCUGAUGAUGACAUCUGGCAAAUUGGUUAUGUAUUAACAAAUCAUACGUUACCUUUGUGCCGUGAACGAAGUGGCUUAAAAACUAUUGACGAUGAUGAAAGUUCAACAAUGAUGGAAGCCACAGUAAAUCAAUACCAUGCUGCAGUUGAGCAAAUAAUUAAGAAAAAAGCUGUCGUUGGAACCGUUACACAUUUGUUAAAACUUUUCCAACCAUAUUAUGCUUCUACCGCUGGUCAUGAACGCUUGCGGGCAGUGGAUGCUACAUUACGUGUACUUACGGUUUAUUUCGAACAUGCUACAGAUUUUGCACUGGGUCGUGCAAGUGAGUUUGGUCCGAUGUCAUCAUUGUUAGCUCGAUUAGUUCCACGAAUUGCUGAUUCAUUAUGUGCUGUUCGUCAUGCUGCAUUGCGCACUGUUUAUUGGACAUUUCGAUUAGCUCAUGUUUAUAAAGGUCUUGCCCGAGAUAGCGUCGAUGGUACUUUAUUUGAUCCAACUUCAUUUAUCAAUGAAUACCUUGGUGAUGAGGGCAAACUUGAAGGAAUGCUUUCACGGAAAGCUGUCAAAGUUAUGGCUGAUUUUACUGACAGUCGUCUACCACAAUCCCAAAUACAGACAUACGUGUCGGGUUUGUUUAGCAUGCUAAGUGAUCGCCAAAGUCAGGUCAGUUCAGCAGCUGCUCAAUUACUUACCAGUUUGCUUACACAUCGAGGUGAUACUUUGUCAGCUGAGGCUGAUACGCUGGUCACAACAUUAUUAAAUAAAUUGCCGGAUAUACAUGCAUGCGUUCAAACGUACACCGAUUUAUUAGCUGCUUUAAUAGCAUUUGCGCAUCAUCAACUUUAUGCUUGUAUUGAUGUUAUGCUGGUUAGGCCAUUACCCUACUCUGUAUCGAUGAUUGAUGCAUGGCAUACAAUGUCGCAUGAUCAUUCUCUCUUCCCAUUGAUUGCUGAUUAUUUAUUGGAGUUGAUAACGACUGGAUGUGGUUCAUCGGAAACACCAGAAGUACCAUUCGAAAUUCUGGAUACCGGUGCCGGAUCAUCAGUGAAGAUUGUAAAACCUGAAGUUUGUACAUUAGCAGCAGCUAUUACAGAAAUUAUUAGGGCUGGUGAGCCAGAAAUGGAGUUAUGCAAGCGAAUUCCAAAUAUUUUAGCAGCACUUUUGCAGUUUCUUGCAGCUGUUGUUGAUACUCAGUAUCCAGUACUGAUGAAAGAAAAAGAUGGUGUAAAAUCAUUGAUUAUCACUCCGGAAUUACGUCGUUUAUCAUCUACACCAGCUGCUUUAGCAUCUCAGGCUUUGCGUAGUUUAUUCCUUCGAACACUUGAUGAUGCUAUUGUUGAAAAGAUGAAUUCAGAACGUGCAUGGAGUGAUUGUGUCGAUACGUUGCACUUUACAAAUGGGAUAGCAGUUCUAGCUCGUUCAUUAAGUGACCAUCGUCCUGAAUGGAUACGACCACUUGUAACAUUGAUGAUACCUCGUAUGCAAUCUGCAAAUGAUGCAUAUCGUAUUGCUGCUGCUGCUGUUUUGUCUGCUUUAACUAAACGAUGUCCAGAUGAAGAAGGCGAAGAUGAUAACAAGCUUCUUGAGUCACUAAUUAUGAAUUUGAUGAAAGCAUUGGAAGAUCGUAAUUUAAAGAUUCGAAAAUUAGCUGUGCGUGGACUUGGUGAUUUGGCUUGCUGCAGUGAUUCAAUUUUAAACAAAUAUUCAUCAGAUGCGAUACAAGCUGCAAUGGCCGGGUUAGAUGACAGUGGUGAUCGUCGUGAUGAAAUUGCAAUGGAGGCAGUUAACGCACUGAAUAAACUUUCAACACGUGUGCCGAAUGCACAUCUGGAGAAUAUACUGCCAAAUGUGUUAUUGAAAUUACGACCAUGUUUUGAAAAAGAAAGUAGUGCGUUACGAGCUGUAUCAUUCAGUUUAUUUGGUGAAUUAGGUCAACGUGUGGGUAACUGUGAUGCAUAUCGGGAACAAUUACUUAUAAAUAUUGUUUCAAUUGUUUUGCAUUUGAAUGAUGAAGAGGAUCAAGUUAAGCAGAUGUGUGCACGAUGCCUUGUAUCGGUGAGUUCGUUGUUAAAUUCCAGUCGUUUGACAAUGUUGGUUGAACGCGACUUGAAAAUCGAUGAGCAAUGCUAUAAUUAUGGUCAAUUUUUGAAAGAAUUUAGUGUAAUAUUAGCUUUUUCAUUUCCUGAUCGUAUCAACUAUUAUGCUUUGAAUUGUAAUAAUUAUUUCAAAAGCACAUCAUCUCGUAUUCGUUCCAAUGCAGCACAUAUGACGGGUUAUUUGUUGGGUGAAUUAACACCAGAAUUACGGAGUACUGUUUCAAAAGAAUUAAUAUUUGCAGGAUUAAUGUUACUACUAAAAGAUCAUGAUAUUGAUGUGCGCUUAUCAACUGCUCGAGCCAUAUCUUGUUUACAUCGUUAUACAUAG